Messenger RNA from Botrytis fragariae, 906 nucleotides. RefSeq names its product putative fmi1 protein. The transcript is spliced from 2 exons. The coding region runs from base 1 to 906 and encodes 301 amino acids. Lineage: Eukaryota; Fungi; Ascomycota; Leotiomycetes; Helotiales; Sclerotiniaceae. The record is from RefSeq and is a predicted model, not a curated record.
AUGCCAGAAGGCUUCAAGAUAGACCAUUCAAAGCCACUCAACGGAACAAUGGCCGCAUAUGCUGAACAAGUUCUGAUAUGCACGGGGAAGCCAGAUUGGCCUUCUCGUAUUGAGGAAGAAAAUUCCGGGGAUAAUCUCGCUGCGGACAUUAAGGAGUUGAUGGGCCGCGGCGGGAUGUAUAGUGAUCCUUACAACAACGUUUCUAUUACAAAUUCAUCUUUUCCUUCUACCGUUGCCUCACAUCGACCCGAAAUUAUAACGACUUCUGCCUAUAUAGUCCCAUCCUUCAAAUAUAUACCUUUCCUCCCGCGAGUAUCAUUUGAUUCUGUACAAGCUCUGGUGAAAGGAUAUUUACUUCCUACAAAACUACACCCCGCACACGAUAAUCUAUCUCCGAUACACAAAGACCGCUUGUUGCGAAGUAAAGAACAGGCAGAUUUCCUACCCGCCGUGAAAGACGUGAAAGAUAUAUUAGUGUUGAUCUGCGGACACGGAGGACGAGAUGUGAGAUGUGGAAUUUUAGCUCCAAUCUUGCAAGCUGAAUUUGAAAGAGUCCUAUCAGCGAAAGAUGUACAGGUCUUGCACGGUGCGGUGGAAGUAGGUGACGGGAGCUCUACAGAACGAUUAGAAGGACCAAUCGAACCAAUUGGAAAUACUGCAAGGAUCGGGUCUAUAAGUCAUAUUGGAGGACACAAGUUUGCUGGGAACGUUAUAUUAUAUAUUCCGCCUCAUACAAAGACGAAAGACGGUGAAGCUCAUCCGUUAGCCGGGUGUGGAAUCUGGUAUGGGAGAGUGGAACCUAAACACGUAGAAGGGAUUGUGCAGGCAACAUUACUAGAAGGAAAGGUCGUUGAAGAGUUGUUCCGCGGUGGUAUUAAACAAGGUGGUGAAAUCUUGAGGAUAUAA